CUUAUAAUGCCUUCCAACACUCCAUCGCGAACGUUCCCAGUACGUAGUUUCGAACAUACUUUCCCAGAAAAAAAAAUGUAUCAUUCCAGUAGUAAUCGGCAUUUGCCGAUCCAGUCGGACCACGAAAAGCCGCAGAUCAAACGCCACCAUACUGCACGUUACUAUGCCCACAUAGUCAAGGAGAGCCUGACCACCCGAAUUUCCAAGCUCAUAUGCGGCAUCUUCCUGAGCCUCCUAUUCAUCCUGGGCAUCAUCAGCUUCAUCCUGUGGCUUAGCCUUCGGCCCCACCGCCCGAGGUUCCACAUCCACGAUUUCUCCAUCCCGAGCCUCAGCCAGCCCGAUGGGUUCCAGAAUGCUCAGAUAUCGUUCAACGCCACUGCCCGGAACUCGAACAGCCACAUCGGGGUAUACUACGACUCGAUGGAGGGCACGGUGUACUACCGGGACCAGAAUAUCGGGUCGAAAUCUUUGCUGUUUCCUUUCUACCAGGAGCCCAAGACAACGACAGUUAUCACCGACGUGUUGAGUGGGGCCACCCUGACGGUCAACAAUCAACGGUGGAUGGAGUUCACGAACGACCGGGCCCAGGGGACGUUGGUGUUUCGCGUGGACUUAACGUCGACCAUCCGAUUUAAGGUGUCCACGUGGAACAGUAAGCGCCAUCGGAUGCACGCCAACUGUGACGUCUCCGUAGGCGCUGACGGGAUGAUAUUAGCGGCCUCUAAGGGGAAGAGAUGCCCCGUUUAUUUCACUUGACUCGAUGCCGUGAAUUUAGUCAUUUUUUUAUGUAAUUACUUAAUUAUUUCUACGUUAAAUAUUUAUUAUAUUGUGUAAAUUAAUGCGACUACUUUAUAAGUUUACUUGUUGCACGGGAUUUAUCUUUA
Punica granatum (pomegranate) is the source of this 884-nucleotide messenger RNA. NCBI's taxonomy places the organism in Eukaryota, Viridiplantae, Streptophyta, Magnoliopsida, Myrtales, Lythraceae. The record is from RefSeq and is a predicted model, not a curated record.